AUGCGCGUCCUUGAUCGAACGCAAGCACUAGCCUUGAUCUGUUCCUUGCUCUUCGCCGUGGUCAUCGUGCAAGCGCAAAGCACCAAUCAGCCACAGUCCAAUUCGAGUCAGGCGCCCAACUCGAGUGGCAGCAGCAAUGCGCGUGAGUGAUGGAGUAGAAUGUCAGCAUGGAACGGGUCGACUGUAUGCGUGGCGGGGGGGGGAACAGGCGACGCUCAGUGUGCGCAGAGUGGAAGUUGUGAGAGACGCAAGCUCGCCCAGAGUAGAGGGCGGCCAAACAGACACAUCAUCAUCACUGAGGAUCUCUGUACCCAGCAGCGAGGACUCAGCAGCUUCGACUGACAUCGACGCUACUCCUCUUGCACUCCUGACUCGCAGCACAACCCACGGGCAAUAACACGACGCCAGCCAACGGGAACGGUAACGGUAACGGUACCACAUCGGGCAAUUCUACAAACACCAACGCUACUCAAACCACAACUACUCAAGCCAACUUUCCCACCGCUCCAGUCUUUACCACUGGUGCGCUGGCCGGAACCCAAGCGGCGCCCGCACCUGCUGGCACUGCUGGCACGGGCAGCAAUGCGGUGGGACCCAACGAUGGUUAUAUCGCUGCGGCGAAUAGGCUGUAUGCUGCUGCUGGCAUCUCUACCGUCGCUCUGCUCGGAGCAGGCACUUGGCUUAUUCUCUGA
This is a messenger RNA of Ceraceosorus bombacis, 692 nucleotides long. The record is from the annotation of a GenBank genome assembly. Lineage: Eukaryota; Fungi; Basidiomycota; Exobasidiomycetes; Ceraceosorales; Ceraceosoraceae.